Molecule: messenger RNA, 1596 nt
Organism: Vicia faba (fava bean)
Lineage: Eukaryota; Viridiplantae; Streptophyta; Magnoliopsida; Fabales; Fabaceae
Source: the annotation of a GenBank genome assembly
AUGAAAGAUUCAAACUCAAACUCAAACUCAAACUCAACCACAACCACCAUUAGAACCGAACCCAUAGCCCAAAACGUAAUCAAACUCAUAAGCAACCUCUGUUUCUCGAUAUUCGUCUUCUCAGUUCUCAUCUUCACCGUCAUCGCAAUCACAUACCAACCACCUGAUCCAUGGCUUCAAUCUUCCCCAGCUCUCACCAACCUCUUCACCCAAACUCAAAACUCCACUUUCCAAAUCGACACCUCCGUCAUCAAAACCGGCGAAGACAUCCCUCUCUCCCCACAGGACUCCCCUCUCCCUCUUCCCUCCUCCGCCGUCGCCGCUAACGCAACCCCCGCCGUCACCGAAGCUUUAAUCCAAAAAUCCGAGGAGAAAAUCACCAACUCCUCAACUGCCUGUGAAGACCUCCCCGAAACGCUUAACUGCUCCGAUCCUCGUGUUCUCAUCACUAUCCAGAGAUUCAACCUCCGCGCUUUCAAGUCCAUUUCGUUCUUCGAGUAUCGAACUCCCGUAAACGGAAGCGUUCCCGGCGAGUGCGAUGUAUCCUGGCGCUUCCGAAACAAGAGAGAAAAGUCAUGGCGCAAGUAUCGCGAUUUUCGUCGGUUCAAGAUUACUGUCACCGAUGACUGUCACUAUAAGGUUAUUCAUGCUGGCAGAUUUCAUUCUGGCACUAACGCCCGGAGAAAUCCAGCGCUCCGGUCAAGAACAGGAGACGGUAAGGGGAAAACCGUGCCGCUCAUUUCGACGCGAGAUGAUGAGAUCAAUGACACGAUUCCGACGUUGGGAUCCGAGAGUAAUUUCAGGAAUGGUUCAAUGUAUAACCCUAGUAAUAAAGAUGAGGAAGGGAAGGAUUUUAGGUAUUACUUUGAUUUCGAGCAUUUGAAGGAGGUGGCUUCUAUUGUGGAAGAAGGUGAGUUUUUGAGAGAUUGGAAGAGAUGGGAUAAGACUCAUCUUAAGAAAAGGAAGGUUCCUGUUAGGAAAGUUGUUACUCAUAAGGUUACUCCUAUGCAGCUUCAGAAAGAUAAGACCACUGUCAUUUGGAGGCAAUUCGAUUCGCCUGAGCCUGAGAAUUAUUGGUAUAGGGUUUGUGAGGGUCAAGCGGCUAAGUAUAUUCAGAGACCUUGGCAUGCGUUGUGGAAAUCCAAGAGGUUGAUGAACAUUGUUACUGAGAUUAGUGGAAGGAUGGACUGGGAUUUCGAUGCAGUUCAUGUGGUUCGCGGGGAGAAAGCUCAGAAUAAGGAGCUAUGGCCUCAUUUGGAUUCCGAUACUUCGCCGGAUACUCUUCUUGAGAAGCUCAAAGGGAUGGUUCAGCCUUGGAGGAAUUUGUAUGUUGCUACUAAUGAGCCAUAUUAUAAUUACUUUGAUAAGUUGAGGUCGAGUUUCAAAGUCCAUUUGCUUGAUGAUUAUAAGGAACUGUGGGGAAAUUCGAGUGAAUGGUACAAUGAAACCAGUCUUCUCAACAAUGGGAAGCCUGUUGAGUUUGAUGGGUACAUGAGAGUUGCGGUGGAUACGGAAGUCUUUUACCGUGGAAAGACUCGGGUUGAAACGUUCUAUAAUUUAACUAAUGAUUGCAAAGAUGGAGUUAAUACAUGCUGA